AUGGUAGACAGAGCACAGGUCAUCACCCAUCCGCUCUACAGCAGCACCACAUUCACCAAUGACAUUGCGUUGUUGAAACUUGCGUCUCCAGUUGUCUUCACUCCCCGUAUCUCUCCUGUAUGUCUGGCUCCAUCAACCAUCAACAUCCUGCCUGGAACCCGCUGCUUCACCACUGGAUGGGGCAGAACUGCCAUCACAUCGAGUCUUCCAAUCCUGCAGCAGACAGGUCUACCCAUCAUGAGUCCUGCUGUGUGCAGGCAGAUCUGGGGUCAGAGCAGAAUCACUGAUGCCAUGAUCUGUGCUGGAGCCUCUGGAUCCUCAUCUUGCCAGGGUGAUUCUGGUGGUCCUCUGGUGUGUGAGAGUAACGGAGUCUGGAGUCUGGUGGGGUCUGUGUCCUGGGGCACCAGCAUUUGUAGCACUGCUUACCCAGUAGUAUACGCCCGCAUCUCCCAACUGCGCUCCUGGAUCGACAAGACUAUCGCUUCCAACUAGAGCGCCGGUCUGAGCAUUUACCCUUCAAAGGAGGCAAAAGCAGAUUUUAAUCAUUAAUCUGUAUUACAGUUGGUCUUUGAUGGUAUUUUGUUUAUGACUUUUUGUCUUGUGUCAGUCUGGGCUCCAGUGACCUGUCUGUUAUGUGACUGUUUUUUUUUUUAGCUUCAUGUUACAUGUUACGGUUUUAUACAAAUAUUGA
Megalobrama amblycephala (Wuchang bream) is the source of this 691-nucleotide messenger RNA. Its product is annotated as chymotrypsin B-like. Lineage: Eukaryota; Metazoa; Chordata; Actinopteri; Cypriniformes; Xenocyprididae. Gene Ontology annotation, molecular function: serine-type endopeptidase activity. The transcript is spliced from 4 exons. Gene Ontology annotation, biological process: proteolysis. Bases 1 to 492 code for a protein of 163 amino acids. The record is from RefSeq and is a predicted model, not a curated record.